This is a messenger RNA of Tupaia belangeri chinensis (Chinese tree shrew), 2310 nucleotides long. RefSeq names its product diphthamide biosynthesis 5 (gene DPH5). The transcript has 9 exons. The record is from RefSeq and is a predicted model, not a curated record. Bases 150 to 989 code for a protein of 279 amino acids. Gene Ontology annotation, molecular function: diphthine synthase activity. Gene Ontology annotation, biological process: protein histidyl modification to diphthamide. Lineage: Eukaryota; Metazoa; Chordata; Mammalia; Scandentia; Tupaiidae.
CGUAGGUGAGGCCGGCGUGGUUCUGCCUGCUCCGUGCAGAUCCGCAGCUUUGGCGGCUGCUUCUGCAGCGAGAUCGCAGUGACGAAUUUGGGGAUAUUGGAGAACCAGCUACUAUUCUCCCAGCGGUCUUCUUCUCCCUGGAGUUUGAAAUGCUUUACCUGAUCGGCUUGGGCCUGGGAGAUGCCAAGGACAUCACAGUCAGGGGCCUGGAAGUUGUAAGACGCUGCAGUCGAGUGUACCUGGAAGCCUACACCUCAGUCCUGACUGUAGGGAAGGAAGCCCUGGAAGAGUUUUAUGGAAGAAAAUUGAUUCUUGCUGAUAGAGAAGAGGUGGAACAGGAAGCAGAUAAUAUUUUAAAGGAUGCUGAUAUCAGUGAUGUUGCAUUCCUUGUUGUUGGUGAUCCAUUUGGGGCGACAACACACAGUGAUCUUGUUCUGAGAGCAAAGAAGCUGGGACUCUCUUACCGAGUUAUUCACAAUGCCUCCAUAAUGAAUGCAGUAGGCUGCUGCGGUUUACAGUUAUAUAAGUUUGGAGAGACAGUUUCUAUUGUUUUUUGGACAGACACUUGGAGACCAGAAAGCUUCUUCGACAAAGUAAAGAAGAACAGACAAAAUGGAAUGCAUACAUUAUGCUUACUGGAUAUCAAAGUAAAAGAGCAGUCUUUGGAAAAUCUAAUCAAGGGAAGGAAGAUCUACGAACCUCCUCGGUACAUGAGUGUGAACCAAGCAGCCCAGCAACUUCUGGAAGUUAUUCAGAACCAUAGAGUACGAGGAGAAGAACCAGCAGUAACUGAAGAGACACUCUGUGUUGGCUUAGCCAGGGUUGGAGCCGAGGACCAGAAAAUCGCAGCAGGCACUUUACAGCAAAUGUGUACUGUGGACUUGGGAGGACCACUGCAUUCCUUGGUUAUCACAGGAGGCAGCAUGCACCCGCUGGAGAUGGAGAUGCUAAGUCUGUUUUCCAUACCAGAAAACAACAUGCAAUCCUAAGGCCUUGAUGGACUCCGAACGAGCCAGCAGGUGGUGUGGUAAUUAAGGCACUGGAUUCCACAUGGCCAACGCCACCAGCACGAGUCCCAGGCCCAAGGGCCUGAGAAACUCACCAGGUGCAUGUGUGUGCAUAUGCCCCAAAUCCCAAGGGAAUGGAGAAGAGAUUGCAAUGUGGCCAUCUAUAGUUCCAGCCAUUCUGGUUCCUUUGUCUUUUCAUAUAAAUAUUAGAAUUUGUUGACCUCUAUAAAAGAGCUUGUGAGAUUUUGCUAGGAAUUGUUUGAUAGGUGUGGUUAUUGUGAUUUAUCCUAUUUAGAGUUUGUUUAGUUUCUUCAAUCUGUUUUUUGCUUAAGUCUGUUUACCCAUUUCUUCCAUAUGAUUCCACUGUCGGAUCAGUUUUCAAAGACUGCAGUUCCUUUAGGGUUUAUAUCUUGUUUGUGCUACCCAGUCUGUGAUUUAGGAAGUGUGUCGGAUAAUCUAGUCUCAAGGUAUUUUGAACUAGAUUAUCCCACUAGGUCCUACUAAAUAGGAUCAGAAUAAAAGCCUUUGUGAUCUGAGUAUGACCCUUGGGAUUCAUAACCUGCUUUGUGACGUUGCUUUCCUGAGCUUCUCCUGUAUUCAGCAUGGUUUCCUUGCUACUAAAGGUUCACCAUUUAGAUCCAUACUCUGCCAGAAACUUGUGGUCCUAAUUACUUCUGUGGUUAUCUGCUGCAUAUCUUUGGGAUUGGGUCUGCAUCCUUACUCAUAGGGAGGAGGAAAAUGGGGUUUUGUUCUUUUUUUUUUUUUUGAACUGUUGCUCUACAGAAUAAAAAUUCCAAUCUCAAAAGUCUCAGUUCCUGGGAUUUUCAUAGCUGAUAGUUGCCACUCCCACCGGAUUGCCUAAGUAAAGUCUUUAGAAGCAGUGGAAGGUCUUUAUUUCAACUAAUAAAAAUCCAUGAAGUAACUUCACCUUUUUUAGAAGUCUGUAGAAACCCACCUGACCUAUGUACAAAUUAUUGCACAAAAGGAAGUAGUAUGGUAUGCUCAUACGGGACACAUAACUUUUGUAAAGUUGAACAUUGGUGAGCUAACUUAGUGUUUAGGAUGGGAGGAUAGUGAUGGCUAAUCAGACAGAUCUUAUUUAUAAUUUUAAGUGAUUAUGACAUUUGCAAAAGUCUAAGCCAGAUGACAGGGUUUCUCAUUGCUGAGAAACUAUACCUCUGCUUUUAUGUAAGUCUGAAUUAUUUUCCUUACAAAAUGUCAUACUUUAAAGAUUCUGCUUAGGGACAAGCAGAUGGUGUAAUGGUUACAUCACUGGACUCCCAUGUAGUCAACUGCAGUUCAA